AUGCUUUGUUGGACGCAAGAAGAUACUAAUUUAGUGGGUUACACGGAAAGCUUGGACAAUGCAGCGUAUUCUGCGUAUCCUUGGGCUGAUGGAGGCACAAUGCCUGUGCUAUCGGGAUGCGUUGAUCCUCACUUCGACAAUUUGUUCUUCAGCCCUCAGUUGUUCAAUCAGUUUAUAGAGGAAGACCCCUCGGAGAUGCAGCAACCAGAGAAUGAAGCGCAGACCUCACCCAUGAGAAGUCGGGAAGAUCUCUACCCAUUAAAUGAUAAUUCUAAAAGCAAAGGGAAAACAUCACGAAAGCUUUCCGCUCGCAAGAGGCGGUCUGUGGUUUGUGACUGGAAAGACUGUAAGAUGGUAUUUCCUCGAUCGAGUGACCUAAACAAACACGUUCAGAAAAAGCAUAACCCUCACAUACCGUGUAAAGCCAAUCAGAAGGGUUAUGCUCUGUGUGCAGAACUGUUUAGUGAAAACAAAGAUAUGGAGCGCCAUAUCUGGGCCCGCCACCCUGGCUUUGCUGAGGAUCCAGCUAAUGAGAUGCGUAAACAAGGGGGAGAAUGUCCAUUGUGUGGACGUAUAAUUAAGCGCAAGGAUAACAUUAAAAGGCAUAUUGAUGAGAAGCAUUUGGCUAGGGCAUAUACCUUUGAAAGGGCCGAAUCUUACCUCCAAUUCCUUGAUAAAGUUGACUCAUGGGCUCGACCAUGA
Molecule: messenger RNA, 702 nt
Organism: Trichoderma virens Gv29-8
Lineage: Eukaryota; Fungi; Ascomycota; Sordariomycetes; Hypocreales; Hypocreaceae
Exons: 7
Coding region: 1-702 (233 amino acids)
Source: RefSeq, a predicted model, not a curated record